Colletotrichum chrysophilum is the source of this 2007-nucleotide messenger RNA. RefSeq names its product Zn finger-containing GTPase- Activating Protein for ARF (gene GCS1). The transcript is spliced from 5 exons. The coding region runs from base 1 to 2007 and encodes 668 amino acids. Gene Ontology annotation, biological process: glutathione biosynthetic process. Lineage: Eukaryota; Fungi; Ascomycota; Sordariomycetes; Glomerellales; Glomerellaceae. The record is from RefSeq and is a predicted model, not a curated record. Gene Ontology annotation, cellular component: glutamate-cysteine ligase complex. Gene Ontology annotation, molecular function: glutamate-cysteine ligase activity.
AUGAGAUGUUCACGCCUCAUCCAACUGCUAGAGAUAUGGAACAAGGCGAAGGGAAAGGAGCGCGAUGCCAUGUUGUGGGGAGACGAGGUCGAAUAUUUGGUUGUCACCUACGACAAGGAUGAGCCCAAGGUCCGUCUAUCGCUCAGACAAGCUGAGAUCCUCACGGCCCUCGCUGAGAGCCCCGAUUUGGCCAAGGAGGGCGGCUGCGUGCCUGAACUUCAAGAUGUAGCCAGAGAAUCAGGCACAACCCUCCCCGUCUUCCACCCUGAAUUCGGCCGCUUCAUGCUCGAAGCAACCCCGGGUAAGCCCUGGGGCAUCGGCUUCAAGGAGCUCCUCGAUGUCGAGCCCGACAUGAAGCUCCGCCGCAAGAUCGCAAAGGACCACAUGCACGCCAACGAGUACCCCAUCACCCUCACCACCUUCCCGCGCAUCGGCUGCCCCGGCGACUUCACCGAGCCCUACUACCCGCCCUCCGGCCCCAAGCUGCGCUCCCAGUUCGUCCCGGACGAGAUCGCCAAUCCGCACAUCCGCUUCCCCACCCUCGCCGCCAACAUCCGCUGGCGCCGCGGCCGCAAGGUCCAGGUCAAUGUCCCCGUCUUCCACGACAAGAACACCCCCAACCCCUGGAAGGACCCCACCGUCAACUACGACCUGCACAACUGGCCCGAAGACGACGACGUCCGCAGCGGCGGCGCCGCGCCGGACAACUUCAUCCACAUGGACGCCAUGGCGUUCGGCAUGGGCAGCUGCUGUCUGCAGAUCACGUUCCAAGCGAAGAACAUCACCGAGGGCAGGAAGAUGUACGACCAGCUCAGCCCGCUGGGCCCCAUCAUGCUCGCCCUGACGGCCGCCACGCCCAUGUACAAGGGCUUCCUCGCGAACACGGAUGUGAGAUGGAACCAGAUCAGCAGGGCGGUCGAUUGCAGAACGCCCGAAGAGCUCGGAGAGAAGCCCCUGAAGAACGACCGCUGGCGCAUCCCCAAGUCCCGCUACGCCUCCAACUCGACCUACAUCUCCACCGACCCGCGCCUGCGGCCCGAGUACCUCUACCCGGACCUCGUCAUCGACGAGGCCAUCAAGGCCAAGCUGAUGGCCGGCGGCAUGGACGACCGUCUCGCCACGCACUUUGCCCACCUCUUCAUCCGCGACCCCAUCGUCGUCUUCGAGGAGGACCUGCAGGAGCUCGACCUCUCCAAGACGGACCACUUCGAGAACCUGCAGAGCACAAACUGGCAGCACAUGCGCUUCAAGCCCCCGCCCGCCGACAACAGCAUCGGCUGGCGCGUCGAGUUCCGCCCCAUGGAGAUCCAGCUCACCGACUUCGAGAACGCCGCCUUCUCCGUCUUCAUGGUCCUCGUCACCCGCGCCAUCCUCAGCUUCGACCUCAACUUCUACAUCCCCAUCACCAAAGUCGACGAGAACAUGGAGCGCGCCCACAACGUCGACGCCGUCCUCAAGGACAAGUUCUUCUUCCGCAGGAACCCGUUCCCCAGCAGACCCGGCCGCCAGCUCGGCGAGAACAUCACCGCCAACCCGAACUCCACAUCCCGCCCCGGCUCGCGCCCCGGCUCCGCGGUGCCCAGCCGGCCCCCGACCCCCGUCGGCCCCGUCGAGGACGAGUACGAGGAGAUGACCGUCGACGAGGUCAUCAACGGCCGCCCCGACGGGGGCUUCCCCGGCCUGAUCCCGCUCGUCGAGAGCUACCUCGACGGCGUCAACGUCGACGUGCAGACGCGCUGCGAGCUCGACACGUACCUGCGCCUCGUCAGCCAGCGCGCGAGCGGCAAGCUGUCGACCGCGGCGCGCUGGCUGCGCGACUUCGUCGACGUGCACCCGGGCUACGCGCACGAUAGCGUCGUCUCGGAGGAGAUCCAGAAGGACAUCGUCGCGGCCGUCAUCGCCGUCGGCGAGCGGGAGACGGCGGGCAAGGGUUUCGGGGGGCUUGACGUCUACGGGCUGCCGAGCCUGCUCGGCGACUUCAGGAGGGGGUGCGGAGGAGGUGCGUAA